AUGAUAAAGAAAGGCAGAUUAAUGAACUUGGAGAAAAAGUCAGAAAUUACGUCUUUGGAAGAAAGAAAUACAUCGUUAAAUGACAGCCCACCAAGCAACCAACAGAGAACAUAUAGAAACCCAGAAUCAUGUCAGCCACCAAGCAACCAACAGAGAACAUAUAGAAACCCAGAAUCAUGUCAGCCACCAAGCAACCAACAGAGAACAUAUAGAAACCCAGAAUCAUGUCAGCCACCAAGCAACCAACAGAGAACAUAUAGAAACCCAGAAUCAUGUCAGCCACCAAGCAACCAACAGAGAACAUAUAGAAACCCAGAAUCAUGUCAGCCACCAAACAACCAACAGAGAACAUAUAGAAACCCAGAAUCAUGUCAGCCACCAAGCAACCAACAGAGAACAUAUAGAAACCCAGAAUCAUGUCAGCCACCAAGCAACCAAAAGAAAAUUAUAGAAACCCAGAAUCAUGUUGGCCGCCAAGCAACCGAAAGAAAAUUAUAG
This is a messenger RNA of Mytilus trossulus (common blue mussel), 498 nucleotides long. Its product is annotated as cornifin alpha-like. The record is from RefSeq and is a predicted model, not a curated record. The transcript has 2 exons. Bases 1 to 498 code for a protein of 165 amino acids. Lineage: Eukaryota; Metazoa; Mollusca; Bivalvia; Mytilida; Mytilidae.